Echinostoma caproni is the source of this 1034-nucleotide messenger RNA. The record is from the annotation of a GenBank genome assembly. Lineage: Eukaryota; Metazoa; Platyhelminthes; Trematoda; Plagiorchiida; Echinostomatidae.
UGAAACGUGCGUCUGUUGAAAACGGUCUCGUCUGGGCCCAUCAUAUAGUCAGUUCCAUUUACUCGUUGUGGUUCAUGCUACUGCCUUCCUAUCUGGCUUCAAUCUACGCAUCUACGGUUGAACCGUGUUCCAUGAGCAAUCCAGAUCGACCACUGAAUGCAUUAAACGACGCCCUAUCUCAGGCUGUGUUACUUGCUUUCCGUUUGCGUAAUCAUCGUAUGACCUGUCAUGAUCAGGUCAUGAUGCGCAUCGUCCUUGUCCUGGUCUAUCAGCAUCGACCGAGUGAUAUUGACCUCUCUGCACUGUUGAAUCCGAAGCUGUGGAACUCGUCAUCGACAGCCUUGGUGAAUCUGAUUUUCAAAACAUUUGAAAAAGAAUGUCAAGAAAAAGAGCGUCUGCAAAUGGAGCGAACACAUCAUCUGGCUGUGCAUGGUCACCGACGUUCGGCCUCGUUGACACACGAGCCUCCUGAGUCGAAGCAUAAUCAAGUGCAGGGUAAUGCCACGGAUUCUGCGGAUCGUGGAGAGGGUUGUGUUGGUGAAUCCAGUCUGGUGCUAACGCAUCGUCGUUCAAGUUCGACCACUGCCACCUCAUUGGCUUCACCAGUGUCAAAUUCACUUGCACAGAACAAAAGUGAAACGGAUUCCGGUUUGUUGGUUAGCACAGUCGGUGAUGAUUCAACUUUGGACGAGAAUGGUGAACAGUCGAAUGAUCCUAUCCUGUCAACUUUGGCUGAUUACCAAGAGAAUAACUUGGGAGAGACAUUGGCCAAACAAAUGGAGCGGAUGAGUGUGACAGGCAAGAAGGCACCACUGGCCUCUGUGAACGAACUGGAUUUGGGCUAUUCCACUCUUCAUCGUCCGGAAACUGUGGAUUUGCGUUCCUCCUUGACGUCCACCCUGCGCGCCACUGACUUAACACCCUCUCCCGGUUUUGGUGAAUGUUUGGCUUUCGGUGCGGAUAAUCCGACCCGGUCGUGUCUGAGUGAGUACAUUUUACGCCAUCAUCAUAACAGAGUAUGCAGUCUCCCUUAA